Molecule: messenger RNA, 1781 nt
Organism: Periconia digitata
Lineage: Eukaryota; Fungi; Ascomycota; Dothideomycetes; Pleosporales; Periconiaceae
Source: the annotation of a GenBank genome assembly
UCCUGUAGCCUGUCCAUUCGUAACUCGUCGACUCGUCUACUUCGUAUAUAUUAAUCUGAAAGUAGGCGAGUGUCAAGAAUGGAGCUGACUCAUCGGCGACUUUGGUGCAAAGAGACGUUUUUCUCCAAGCAGUAAAAACCAGGGGGGUUGUUUGUUUUUAUUCUCAUUUGUUGUGCUGGAAGCACUCUUGUGAUAACUCAACGUUCUUUUGCAACCUCAGGAUGGCAGGGCAAUGGCAAUUCAUACAAUUGUGCACCAGCGAUGGAAGGGUCGGCGACGCAGAAUCACGAAGAAAAGUUCGCAAGAACGCAAUGCGGCAGUUCAAGCGCAAUGAGCGACUGGCAAAUCGAGAAAAGCAUAUGCAUCAGCAGCAGUUGGAGCUCGUCACCACUGCCCCUUUUCGACCUUCGCAGGAAGUUACACUGGAGCCAAGAGGCAUCGAAGAUAUGCUGGACCCUUUCUCCACCACAGCUCUUCCCGCCAGUAAAGAUGCUUAUCGACUUCUUCAUCAUUUCGUGACUGUCAUUACUCCAGCUCUACUUCCGUUUGGCGAUGGUCGCAACCUGCAAACCUUCAAUGAGGUCUUCAUACAGAGUGUACAGCAGGAUAGAGGGGCAACUGCCAGCAUGCUCUUUCACGCGGGAUAUCACCAUGAUCAUCUGACCGGAACAAAAGGAUGGAGCAGGCACACAACUGAAUUCUAUAGUGAAUCUCUCCACAUCGUAAGUGAGCGACUUAACGUCGUGAAUAAGGAGAAGGUGGGGGAUGAGCUAGUGUGCAUGGUAGCAUUUUUAGCCGCUACGGGGAACAUAAAUGGCCCGGAUCAAAAUGCUCUCGAUAAACCACACAUGACUGCACUCCAAACCCUCAUCGGUCUCCGAGGGGGCAUCCGCUCGCUUGGCUGGGGAGGGUCACUGGCAUUGAUUAUACAAAUAGCAGAUCUAGUCCGCGCGACCAUAUCUGGGCAACGCCCUUCUUUUCCCGCUCCGGACAUUACAGAAAACCCACUCACGCCUAUCUUAAUAUCGCCAUCAUUCCCCACCGCACCGGAACCGCCAAAUCAAGACCCUUCCGUGCCCUGCCGUCUCAACCCCCUUUUAUCAACAGGCCGUAACCUGGUCGCCUACCAACUCAGCCUACUCAGUACCACCAAAGAGAAAAACACGCAGAGCAUACAGAACAUGACGCAUUUCACGGAACUCUGCAUCGCAUUCGAGCACUACGUGCUCUGUUUUUGUACCCCAGCCACCAAUUCACAUGCGUAUCCUUCUUCCGGUUCAAUCCCCUACACGUCGUUCAUCUCCACCUUACCCCCCAAAUCACGAACCCCGGAGCCUCAUAAGGGUGCCGAUAUAUCUGACCAACCACACGACGAAUCGAUACUGUUCCGCAAAGCAGCAACCAUUUCGCUGAAAAUCUGCAUCUCCCUCAUCUUCCGCAACUUGACCACCCGUUCCAACACCAUCCGACGUCUGCAAGCACAGCUAAAGUCCUUGCUGCUCACCAUGCUUCUAGCCGUUCGGUCAUAUGCAGCGUUGAGCUGGGAAGAGAAGAGCAUAUUACUUUGGGUUCUAUGGGUGGGUGGCUCGACUGUAAUUAGUGUAAAUCAAGCGGAUGCGGAGUUGUAUGUGCCCCAGAUUCAGAGCUUGCUAGGGGAGAUGGGGCUUCGGGAGUGGGAGGAAGUAAAGAGUGUGCUGGCGGAAGUUCUGUGGAGUGAGAGGUGUGAGAGGGAGGGCGGAUGCCAAGACCUGUGUGAGAGGGUUGGGGUGGCUCUUCCAUAA